This is a messenger RNA of Lottia gigantea (owl limpet), 4881 nucleotides long. RefSeq lists its product as hypothetical. NCBI's taxonomy places the organism in Eukaryota, Metazoa, Mollusca, Gastropoda, Lottiidae. The transcript is spliced from 18 exons. Gene Ontology annotation, molecular function: protein binding. Bases 1 to 4881 code for a protein of 1626 amino acids. The record is from RefSeq and is a predicted model, not a curated record.
AUGUCAGUUCGAAGUGCUACCAGUGAACUAAGUAACACCAGUUCACAGUCUUAUUUCACCACUAGUUCAGAACACUCACAUCAUUUGCCAUAUCAGAAGAAACACAAUGGUGAAGCUUGGUGGAGUGUUGGUGAUAUCAUUAAACCUGGAUUAACUCAUCAAAAUGCUGCACUCACCAUGGCGACUAAUGGUGAUUCAGAAACUUGGGAUUUAUCAGAUUCAUUAGCUGAUCUGUAUACAAAUCAAAAUCAGGUCAUUUCUUCCAAGUUUCGUGCCCACGGUAAAUUUGAAGAUCGGAAUAUUGAUAUAACUAAAUGGUUGGAUACAGAUCCCAGUUAUGGAUGUAUCCGAGUGUAUCAUUCGGAACAAGAGUCGUCCUCUCGAUUGUUUCCGUGUACUUUAACUACGCCUGCUCAAAAAAUAUGUCUCCAUUUUGGAAUACCUAGUAAUUCCCUACACAUACAACAGAAUGGGGAUAUAAUAAGACGGUUGGAACCAUUUGAUUGUCCUCUGGCUAUACAGAAUGACUAUCUGACUGGUAUAGGAUACACAGAUCACAGAUGUAGACAGGAAAUAGGUGCUGAUGAUCUCACUUCAUAUCUCAUCAAAUUUUAUGCAGGCAAACCUUUAUCUGAUGGAACAUAUUCCAGAAGUCAAUUAUCAUCCUAUGUAUAUGUUCGUAAAGGCAAGUUAUUACAUCAAUGGGUAAGAAGAAGGUGUGUUAUAUCAGGAACACGUUUGCUGAUCCAUAGAGAUAAAACAUCUAAGCCUACAGUAGUACAGUUAGCUAAGGGUUCAUUAGAAGAAAUACAGAUUAAAGGACAAUCUAAUUGUUUAAGAAUUACAUCUCAUGAACAGGGUGGUCGUUCUAUUUAUUUAUCCUUUGUUGAUGAUUCUGAUUAUAUGAAAUGGUUGAAAAAACUGAAAAAGGCAACAUCCAAAUUGCCAACCAAAGCAGAUUUAUCCAACUGUCAUUUAGAGUUUUUACCAGAAACAGUUUUUAUUAAUGAAGAUUUGAAAGUGUUAAUAUUACGUCAUAAUGCCCUGCGUGACAGACCUAUAGAGGAGGAUAUAUAUACUAUUGGAUGGUUAGAUGAUCUGCCAAGAUUUAGCCACCUUCAAAGUUUGAAUUUAUCAGAUAAUAAUUUGAUGGUGUUUCCUCUACCAGUAUGUAGAAUGAGAUCAUUGAUAGAAUUAAACUUAGCCAGUAAUAAGUUAGAGGAAAUCCCAUCAACAAUCGGUGAUCUUGUCAAUUUAAAGUUACUACAUCUACAUAAUAACAGACUACAAUACUUACCAGAAGUUAUAAUGGAGAUGAGAAAUUUAAAUGUUGUUGUUUUAGCUUUUAAUCGUUUUACAACCAUACCUAGUGUUCUUCUACAAUCUAAACUAGCUGUAUAUAAACUAGAUAGUCUUAUCAUGGCAGGAAACUUAGUGGAAAGUUUGCCUAUAGAUUUACUAAGUGAAAUGUCCCAUGUGAAAAAAAUUGAUCUCAGAAUGAAUAAAUUAAAAGUUUCUACUGUAGACAUGACUAAAUUUUAUUUAUUGCAACAUAUUACUCAUCUAGAUAUUCGAGAUAAUUUAAUUGAGGAAUUAGAUAUUCGUGCAAUACGUGCCCUGGAAUACUUAAAUUGUGAACGGAAUAAACUUACUUCAUUACAACUCAAUGGAAGUGCUCUGAAAAACCUGUAUGCUUCUCAUAAUAAUAUUAAGAUUUUUACCAUCAGCCCAAAAGCUGAAUAUGUUACCAGUAUAGAUGUUUCUUUCAAUGAAAUAUGUGAGCUUCCCUCAUGGAUUGGUGAUUGUUUUUUCUUGGUGAAAAUUGAUGCCAGUCAUAAUCAUCUGAACAAACUUCCUGAGAAAUUAUUAGACGGAGCCCAGAAGUUAAAAGUAUUAAAAGUCAAUCAUAAUUUAUUAACAGCCCUACCUGGUGAAAUCAAAAACUGUAUCAUAGAAGAAUUACAUUUACAACAUAAUUUAUUAUCAAUUUUACCACCAGAAAUAUUUAUUAACUCUCACAAUAUUACUACCAGAAAUAAUUCAUUAACUCUCACAAGUACGCAUUAUGAUAUUUAUUAUCAAUAUGACCACCAGAAAUAUUCAUUAACUCUCACAAUUUUACUACCAGAAAUAUUUAUUAACUCUCACAAAUUACGAUAUUUGAAUGUGACCAAGAAUAAUUUGGUGGAUUUACCAGCACCUAAUAGAAAUGAAUCAUUGAAUAAAUUACAAGAACUCUAUCUCACUGCUAAUCAAGUAGGAAAUCAAGCUGCACAUAAAGUCUGUUUCUUCAGAAGAUUAAGGAUACUACAUCUGGCCAACAAUAAACUGACACAAAUUAAAAAUGAUGAUAUACAGAAGCUCGAACAACUUCAAGAAUUAAAUAUUUCAUCAAAUAAUCUUCAUGAAUUACCAGAAUUUCUUGGUCGUCAUCCUAAAUUACAAGUUUUAAGAGUCAAUUCAAAUUUACUUCAAGAAAUACCAAACUUUAAAAACUCUUCAAUGUUGAAGGUUUUAGAAGUUGGAUCUAACAGACUAGUUAAUGUUAACAUGAAGAAUUUGAUGAAUUCACAAGUUAAUUUAUUAGAUAUUUCUGGUAAUCCUGAUAUUACUGUUAAAUCACAGGAAAUUAAUCAUGCUAAAGCUAAGAAGAUAUGUAUGGUAGAUAUGAGAGGACAGAAUAGAUCAUUAUUAGAUAUCUCAACAAUAGAAACACCAAAAGACAAAAAAUUAUGGCAAAGUGGAUUUUCUCAAACUUCUGGAAUUAGGAAUAAAUUAUCGGUAGCAGUCAUAAAUAAACCUCAGUUCAUGGGUGAAACUGAUUCAUUGUUUUGUGUAUUUGAUGGUGGAAGAAAUGAGGAAGUUGCUAAAAAUUUAUCAGAGAUAAUUCCUGAAAUUAUUCAGAAGGAAAUAAAUGUGAAAGGAAAACAUGGAAAUUAUUUAAAAUAUUCCAUGCUGUCUGGCCAUAGGGGAUUAAGGACACUAGGACAGAGAUUAGGUGCAGCAGGAGGUGUUAUACAUAUAGAAUAUUACACCAACUCUCCACCAAUACUAUAUCUAGCUAAUGUUGGUGAUACAGAGAUAGUACUGUGUAGAAAGAAUAAAGCUGUUUGUUUAUCUCAACUAUUUACUGUAUCAACUAAUCCUAGUGAAUGUCAGAGAAUCUGUCAAUCUGAUGGUAUUAUUACCGAGGAUGGUCGUGUUAGUGGUGUGACAUUUAAUACCAGGUUAUUAGGAUGCAGUUAUUUGUAUCCACAAGUUAUUCCAAACCCUCAUCAAACAUCUACCACACUAACUGAUGAUGAUAAAUUGAUCAUCGUAGCCAAUCAAGGUCUGUGGCAGUAUAUGUCUUAUGAUGAAGCCAUCCAUGAGAUCAAAGACAUCCCUGACCCUGUGGUAGCUGCUAAACGACUACAAGAUCUAGCUCAAGGCUAUGGUUCAAAAGAAAAUAUUGCGAUCUUGGUAGUAAGAUUGUUUUUGAGUGAAGCUGAACGACAGAGAAUCAAAUCUUUAUCAGAUAAACAACUGGAAGGACAGAAACAUUUACUGUCAAUGUUACAACAACAUGCUGAGAUUGAGAGAGAGAAGGAAAGAAUUAAAACGGAAUCCACAUUUGGACCCAUUAAGAUUGAUAAAUCUGGUCAUGUGAAACAAGUAUCUAAAUCUAAGGCUAGACCAGUGGUUAGCUCUGACAUCACUAGGACUAAACAAAUAAAAGAUAUGGAGUCUUUGUUACAACACCGUCUUCGAGAAGAUGUGAAAUAUAAGGAGAUAGAAUAUGAAUUUGGUAAAAAUAAUGCCGGAGAUCCUGAUGCAGAUUUAUACUUUAAUGAAGAAGAUAUUGUGUUAGUGAGUAAAAAUAAAGAUAUCCCAGUUGAAACUUGGGAGUCCAACCUCCAGAAAAGAUUGACAGAGGAAGUAAAAGAUCGGGAGUUAGAGUAUAUGUUCAGCACAGUUGAUGAUGUUGAUGCAGAAGUAGCUCAUGACCAUAAAGGUAAAAAUUGGUCACAUUCUCAGAAAAGAAAUGCCGCAAAAUCAGAGAGUGCCUUAAUGGAACGGAAGAUGACCAUCCCUCAACCGGAAGUUAAUGUUCCUUAUGAAAGAACAGAUUCUUUAGAUACCAUUGCUUCCUUCGAGGAAUUCAGCAAACAGCCAGUAAUACAGCAGAAUAUAGAUAGAGAUGCUAUUCUAUUUCACCAGAUGCAAUUAGCCAGAGCUCAGAGUGCUAGCUCUACUAGUAUAGACUCUACACAGUCAGAUCCCAUGCAUGCUUCUGAAAGAGAGAGAUUCAGCUUACCCAAUAGAAAUCCUUCUCACAGCAUUGAGGUUCUGGUAUCAAGCUCUCGUUCAACCAAACCUAGUACCAAAACACUACCAAUGGAACAGCAUGAAGAAGAAUCAGAAGAGAAUGAAAUCUUUGCAAAAUACGAUGAAAAUAUGGAUGAGCUUUACGCUCGUGUAAAUAAACAGAGUCCUAGUAUGAUCACUCAUCAUGAACAAGAUCCUAAUACUGUAGAUGAUGAUUUGAAGAAUGAAAUAGACAAUUCAGAUAUAGACGAUUUAUAUGCUAAAGUUAAUAAACCUAAACAUUAUAAUCCUUAUAUAACAGAUAUUAAUUCCAACUCGAUAACUAGCAUUGAAAAUUUAGCUGUAACUGAUGACAUAGUUAAUCCUGAGCAACACCUUUCAAAGAAGAAUUUGCAAAGAAGAUAUUCGGGAUCAUCAAACGAAGGUAAUUCUGCAAACUCGUCACCCACUAUACUACUGAGGAAACAGAAAGAACCAGUAGUAGUGAAUGCUUCACCGUCUUCUUCACCAGAAACACCAGCCAGAAUGCAGAGAUCAGAGAGUGAAAAGAGCAUAAUGAUAACCUAUUUAUAG